Molecule: messenger RNA, 4656 nt
Organism: Symphalangus syndactylus (siamang)
Lineage: Eukaryota; Metazoa; Chordata; Mammalia; Primates; Hylobatidae
Gene: KHDC4
Product: KH domain containing 4, pre-mRNA splicing factor
Cellular component (GO): nucleus
Molecular function (GO): RNA binding
Source: RefSeq, a predicted model, not a curated record
CAAGAGCGUUGGGGGCGGAAGUGACGAGAAGGUGGUAGUCGGGUAGUUGGCGGGUGGUUGAGUAGAACCGGUCGCCAUGUCCGCGGGGAGCGCGACACAUCCUGGAGCUGGCGGGCGCCGCAGCAAAUGGGACCAACCAGCUCCAGCCCCACUUCUCUUCCUCCCGCCAGCGGCCCCAGGUGGGGAGGUCACCAGCAGUGGGGGAAGUCCUGGGGGCACCACAGCGGCUCCUUCAGGAGCCUUGGAUGCUGCUGCUGCUGUGGCUGCCAAGAUUAAUGCCAUGCUCAUGGCAAAAGGGAAGCUGAAACCAACUCAGAAUGCUUCUGAGAAGCUUCAGGCUCCUGGCAAAGGCCUAACUAGCAAUAAAAGCAAGGAUGACCUGGUGGUAGCUGAAGUAGAAAUUAAUGAUGUGCCUCUCACAUGUAGGAACUUGCUGACUCGAGGACAGACUCAAGAUGAGAUCAGCCGACUUAGUGGGGCUGCAGUAUCAACUCGAGGGAGGUUCAUGACAACUGAGGAAAAAGCCAAAGUGGGACCAGGGGAUCGUCCAUUAUAUCUUCAUGUUCAGGGCCAGACACGGGAAUUAGUGGACAGAGCUGUAAACCGGAUCAAAGAAAUUAUCACCAAUGGAGUGGUAAAAGCUGCCACAGGAACAAGUCCAACUUUUAAUGGUGCAACAGUAACUGUCUAUCACCAGCCAGCACCCAUCGCUCAGUUGUCUCCAGCUGUUAGCCAGAAGCCUCCCUUCCAGUCAGGGAUGCAUUAUGUUCAAGAUAAAUUAUUUGUGGGUCUAGAACAUGCUGUACCCACUUUUAAUGUCAAGGAGAAGGUGGAAGGUCCAGGCUGCUCCUAUUUGCAGCACAUUCAGAUUGAAACAGGUGCCAAAGUCUUCCUGCGGGGCAAAGGUUCAGGCUGCAUUGAGCCAGCAUCUGGCCGAGAAGCUUUUGAACCUAUGUAUAUUUACAUCAGUCACCCCAAACCAGAAGGCCUGGCUGCCGCCAAGAAGCUUUGUGAGAAUCUUUUGCAAACAGUUCAUGCUGAAUACUCUAGAUUUGUGAAUCAGAUUAAUACUGCUGUACCUUUACCAGGCUAUACACAACCCUCUGCUAUAAGUAGUGUCCCUCCUCAACCACCAUAUUAUCCAUCCAAUGGCUAUCAGUCUGGUUACCCUGUUGUUCCCCCUCCUCAGCAGCCAGUUCAACCUCCCUACGGAGUACCAAGCAUAGUGCCACCAGCUGUUUCAUUAGCACCUGGAGUCUUGCCGGCAUUACCUACUGGAGUCCCACCUGUGCCAACACAAUACCCGAUAACACAAGUGCAGCCUCCAGCUAGCACUGGACAGAGUCCGAUGGGUGGUCCUUUUAUUCCUGCUGCUCCUGUCAAAACUGCCUUGCCUGCUGGCCCCCAGCCCCAGCCCCAGACCCAGCCCCCACUCCCAAGUCAGCCCCAGGCACAGAAGAGACGAUUCACAGAGGAGCUACCAGAUGAACGGGAAUCUGGACUGCUUGGAUACCAGGUACAGGCUUCUCCAGUCAGAAUGAGAUUGAAGGUGCAGGAUCGAAGCCAGCAAGUUCCUCAGGCAAAGAGAGAGAGAGGGACAGGCAGUUGAUGCCUCCACCAGCCUUUCCAGUGACUGGAAUAAAAACAGAGUCCGAUGAAAGGAAUGGGUCUGGGACCUUAACAGGGAGCCAUGGUGAGUGUGGUAUAGCUGGGGGAACAGGGGAGUGACUAACUAAGACUGGUCUAAAGCUAUUAGUUUUCUCAGCUGGGCGCGGUAGCUCACGCCUGUAAUCCCAGCACUUUGGGAGGCCGAGGUGGGCGGAUCACCUAAGGUCAGGAGUUCAAGACCAGCUUGGCCAACAUAGUGAAAUCCCAUCUCUACUAAAAAUACAAAAACUAGCGGGCAUGGUGGUGGGUGCCUGUAAUCCCAGCUACUCAGGGGGUUGAGGCAGGAGAAUCACUUCACCCUGGGAGGCGGAGGUUGCAGUGAGCCAAGAUCAGACCACUGCCCUCCAGCCUGGGCAAUAGAGCAAGACUCCAUCUCAUAAAUAAAUGAAUACAUAAAUAAAGCUAUUAGUUUUCUAACCUGAUGUUCAUUCAGGUGUUUAAUCCAACCUCUAUAAUCUAUUGGCCAGUGAAAAUACUUUUGGGCUGGGCACGGUGGCUCACGCCUGUAAUCCCAGCACUUUGGGAGGCCAAGGUUGGCGGAUAACCUGAGGUCAGGAGUUUGAGACCAGCGUGGCUAACACGGUGAAACCCCAUCUCUACUAAAAAUAGAAAAAUUAAGCUGGGCAUGGUGGUGUAUGCCUCUAUUCCCAGCGACGUGGAAGGCUGAGGCAGGAGAAUCGCUUGAACUUGGGAGGUGGAGGUUGCAGUGAGCCGAGAUCACACCACUGCAUUCCGGCCUGGGCAAUAGAGUGAGACACUGUCUCAAAAAAAAGAAAGAGAAAGACAAUAGUUUCUAAAAAAUUGUAUACAGACAACCUUUUAUUUCCAACAAACGUGUAUCGAGAGAGAGAGAAAAUAGUUUAAAAAAAUUGUAUAGAGACAACCUUUCCUUUCCAACCAAUGUUUGUCGAGAGAAAAUAGUUUAAAAAACAUUGUAUACAGACAACCUUUCAUUUCCAACUAACGUGUGUCGAGACAGAGAGAAAAAAAUAGUUUUAAAAAAUUUUUAUACAGACAACCUUUUGUUUCCAACCAACGUGUAUCUAGAAAAGAGUUAGUCGACUUAUUUUAUACAUAGCAUCAGUGAAUACUAAUGAGUAGUAGGUCAUUUCAAAAUCCUGUUGCCUAUAUUGUGUGAAUACCAGGAGGUCAUCUGAUACGGACUUAAUAAAGGUUGAUUUUGCUUUAUAUUGGGAGCUGAGCCACACCUCCCCUUAUAGCUCUAUUGGUCAGUAAUGGUCAGUUUGUGGCUAUUAGGAAAAUGUUGCUUUUUAGCAUUCCAGAACUCUAAAUCCUGUAGAGGUACAUGGGAUAUUUUGUUCUUUGCCUGUACUCAUAAAAAUGAACAGAAGAAAAUACGUUUUUUCUUUUCUUCUUUUCUUUUAACUCUUUAAAAAGGUCUUUAUCAGCCCUCAAGAGACUCACUUGCUAACUUUCCUUUUUUUCUUUUUUUUCUUUUUUUUGUGUUUCUUUUUUCUUUCUCUGUUUUCUUACAUGGUUCUGGUGGAUUCACAUUUGCUGAUGCUGGUGCUGUUUUUCGUGUGAUCUUCAACGUUUUUGGGUGACCAUUGACCCUGUGACCUCAAAAUCGUGUCCAACUAACCACUUAAAAUUAACAUCUUUUUUUUUAAUUAACGAAUUUAUGGUAUUUUUUUUUUUUUUUCCCUUGGUGGGGAUGGGGUUGGGGUUGUUUUCCUCUAUUCUAGAUUAUCCAGCCAAGAAGAUGAAAACUACAGAGAAAGGAUUUGGCUUGGUGGCUUAUGCCGCAGAUUCAUCUGAUGAAGAGGAGGAACAUGGAGGUCAUAAAAAUGCAAGUAGUUUUCCACAGGGCUGGAGUUUGGGAUACCAAUAUCCUUCAUCACAACCACGAGCUAAACAACAGAUGCCAUUCUGGAUGGCUCCCUAGGAAACAGUGGAACAGAGUUUUGACCCUCAGUGACUUUUCUUAGCAAUAAUGCAUGCAUUUGAUUUAACAAGACUCUGGGGCCUGUGCUGGGAACCAUCUUGGACCUUUGCAGAAGUUAGAGAUUCAGUGCCCCCCUUUCUUAAAGGGGUUCCUUAACAACAAGAACAAAAAUCUUUAUUUCUGCGGUGGCAUAGAAUCUGUUAAAAUUUAAUUAGAAUCACAAAUUUAUCUCAGAAGCUUUUUAACAGUUGGUGAAAUGUGCUUGUCCAACAAAGCAUCCUAACAGGGUCGUUCCGAUACACAUUUGACCUGGUCCAGCCUUUUCCAAAUGAAUAGCCCCCAUUCUGACAUAAAGAAAGUUUUAUUUGUAUUUUAUUACUGUUUGGUCAAUUUUGAUAUAUAACUGGUUACAAACAGAGCCUUACUAUUUAUUAGUGGGGAAAUGAUUUUAAGACCAUCCUUUUCAGUAUUUCAUUCUGACAGAUCUGCAUCCCUCUUUUGUUUUGGAUUAUUUCUGUUUUGGAAAAUGCUGUCUCAUUUAAAACUGUUGGAUAUAGCUGGAUCCUGGAUAGAAAAAUGAAGUUAUUUUUUCAUUGUGUUUUUUAAUUGGGGUGAUCCAAAGCUGGCACCUUCAGGCACAUUGGUCUCAUAGCCAUUACUGUUUUUAUUGCCCUUCUAAGAUCCUGUCGUCAGCUGGGUCACAGAAAACUUCUUGACUAAAACUGGUCAGAACUCAUCACAGAAAUGAAAUACAGUGGUCUCUCUCUCCCAGAACUGGUUGCAGCUAAAAUAGAGAGAUCUGACUGCUGGCUAUAGGAUUUUGGACUUAAUGACUGAAAUUGCAACUUGUCCUUUUUCUUGGCAUUACAGGUUUUGCCAAAACAACUUUUUUGUAUCAAAUAUUGAUGUGUGAAAGUGAAGGAGCUAGUCUGCUGAACCAGGAAUAGUUUGAGAUAUUGAACUGUCAUUUUUGCACAUUUGAAUACUUUGCAGGCUGGCUUUGUAUAAACUUAUCCUCUGGUUUCCUAUAUGUUGUAAAUAUUUAGACCAUAAUUUCAUUAUAAAUAAAUGUAUAAAUAUUC